Saccharomyces paradoxus is the source of this 837-nucleotide messenger RNA. It is a transcript of the gene OAR1, whose product is annotated as 3-oxoacyl-[acyl-carrier-protein] reductase (NADPH). The transcript has a single exon. The coding region runs from base 1 to 837 and encodes 278 amino acids. Lineage: Eukaryota; Fungi; Ascomycota; Saccharomycetes; Saccharomycetales; Saccharomycetaceae. The record is from RefSeq and is a predicted model, not a curated record. Gene Ontology annotation, molecular function: oxidoreductase activity, acting on the CH-OH group of donors, NAD or NADP as acceptor.
AUGCAUUAUUUUCCUGUUGCGAUAGUAACAGGUGCCACAAGGGGUAUAGGCAAAGCAAUAUGUCAAAAGUUAUCUCAAAAAGGUUUAAGUUGCAUUAUGCUGGGGUCCACUAAAGAAAGUAUAAAACACACCGCGAUAGGUAAAGAUUAUUUACGAUCGGCAUCAUCAUAUCAACGGCACUGUGCAAUGGCAAUUGAUUUUAAGAAAUGGCCUCACUGGUGUGAUUAUGAGUCAUAUGACGGUAUCGAAUAUUUCAAAGAUAAACCGCCCUUGAAAUUGAAAUACUCCUCAAUGUUUGACCCAUGUAAUAAGUGGUCAAAUAAUGAGUAUCGUUACCAUCUAAACUUACUGAUCAAUUGCGCAGGCUUGACUCAAGAAUCAUUAAGUAUAAGAACCACUUCUUCCGAAAUUCAAGAUAUAAUGAAUGUUAACUUCUUAAGUCCUGUGACAAUGACAAACCUCUGUAUCAAGUAUAUAAUGAAAUCCCAAAGAAAGUGGCCGGAACUCUCCCGUCAAUGCGCCCGACCCACUAUUAUAAACAUUUCUUCCAUCUUACACUCCGGGGAAAUGAAGGUUCCAGGUACAUCUGUUUACUCCGCCUCCAAAGCCGCACUGUCCCGAUUCACAGAAGUUUUAGCUGCAGAAAUGGAACCAAGAAAUAUUAGCUGUUUUACGAUAUCUCCAGGUUUGGUCAAGGGUACCGAUAUGAUCCGGAAUUUGCCAGAGGCAUCUAAAGAGGCGCUGGAGAAUGCUAUUGGCACACAAAACACAACUACACCUGCUGAAGUGGCGGAAGAAGUCUGGUCUUUAUACAAUAGAACUGCCUUGGAUAGGUAA